AGAUGUGCUAUAAGUAUUGCCUUCUUAUUUUUAUGUCCGAGUUUGGAAAUCAAUAUGGCAAUAUGCAAUAUUUGAAAACUUUAUGUUUUGUAAAUUCUAAUACUGUAGCCUUAAUUCUAUUGUGUUUUGUCGUUAUUUUGAAAACUGAGUUUACGUUAUCAUUACAUUUGUUUUCAAGUUGAACUGUAUAUUAUCCAAAAUUGUAAAAUUCGAAAUGGAGGUUAUUUUCGAUAACACAAAACAACAUCCUUCUUGUCCACAUGGUCCAUGCCUUAUGUUUGAAAGAUAUAAUACAGCUGGGAUAAAAACAGGCAAAAAAUUUUUUGCAUGUUCAGCAUACAGACACAGAUCACUAUGUGACUUUUUCCAAUGGGUGGAAGAUAAGCCUUCUGCUGAAAUUGAAAAGUUUCGAAGAGAUAAAAUUGAAAAGAAAAAACCACCUUUUGCCCAUAAAGAAUAUAUAAAGAGACUGAAAGUUUUUAAUAAUCUUCCACUGACCGAAAGAAGAUAUUGCAAAACCUGUUCUCUCUUAAUUUUACCUGAGGAAAGCCAUGUAAAGCAUGAAAUAAUCGAUGUUAUCAAAGAAGAAUGCUUGCAGCCAACUAUUUUAUUGAAUACAUUACAAAAUAAAAAAGCAGAAGCACAGUACUUUUUCUCAGAGAAAACUGUUACCUUCAUUGUAACCUUAUUAAAGGACCUUGGUUUUACAAAACUAGUUUUAAUUGGAACUCCAAAGGUUCAUGAAUUUUUGGCAAAGAAGAGUUCUGAUAUUCCAGGCCUUUCUUCUUUUCUGAUGGAUGUUGAUUACCGAUAUAUGCAAUUUUAUGACCAAAAGCAGUUUGCUCACUAUAAUCUCUUUAACAAUCAUUUUUUUGGUGGUGAAUCCUCCAAAAAGAAAUUUUUUAAAUUUUUAACUGAGGGAAGUGAAGAAAAGACUGUUAUUUUAUUAGACCCACCUUUUGGUGGAUUAAUAGAUGCUAUAUCUCAUACUUUGAAAAAAAUGAAUAAGCUGUGGCAAGAAAUUAACCAGAAAACAACUGAAGAAAUGGUUCCACUGCUUUGGUUUUUUCCUUAUUUCUUUGAAGAAAGGAUUUUACAGAACAUACCUGAGUUGAUUAUGAUGGAUUAUAAGGUAGAAUAUGAAAAUCAUAAAAAGUAUGGUAUGAAUCUAACUUCCAAAGGCUCACCAGUUCGAAUAUUCACAAAUAUAAAACCAUCAUCAUUUAUUUUGCCAGAAAAUGAAGGAUAUAGGUUUUGUGAUAAAUGCCAAAGAUAUGUAUCUAAAGAAAAUCUGCAUUGUUUGAAGUGUGGUAAAUGUCCAACUAAAUAUGGUCCAACUUACAAGCAUUGUAAUUUGUGCUGUAGAUGUGUGAAAAGUACACAUAAUCACUGUGAUCUGUGUAACCAAUGCAGUCUUUUUUGCACAUGUCCUGAAAUUUCAAGCUGUCAUUGCAAAUGCAGACAUAGUGAAAAAGAUAAAAAGACCUCUAAUACAUGUCAUAAAUGUUUUGGUAUUGGGCAUCGCAAACGAAGUUGCCCUUUUGCUCUAAAAAGGCAAACCAAGAAGAAACAAAACAAAAAUUUAUGAGCAAUGUUUGAUAUUUAUGUUAUAUAAUUAAAAUAUAUGUUUACUGUUUUGUCUUUGUCAAAAGUUUAUCUUCAACAGGAACAUAAAUUUUAAGCAUACAUUUGUAUAUUAUCAGAUU
Molecule: messenger RNA, 1706 nt
Organism: Stegodyphus dumicola
Lineage: Eukaryota; Metazoa; Arthropoda; Arachnida; Araneae; Eresidae
Product: rRNA N(6)-adenosine-methyltransferase ZCCHC4
Biological process (GO): rRNA methylation
Cellular component (GO): cytoplasm; nucleolus
Molecular function (GO): rRNA (adenine-N6-)-methyltransferase activity; zinc ion binding
Source: RefSeq, a predicted model, not a curated record